Molecule: messenger RNA, 1474 nt
Organism: Arabidopsis thaliana (thale cress)
Lineage: Eukaryota; Viridiplantae; Streptophyta; Magnoliopsida; Brassicales; Brassicaceae
Gene: PHT3;2
Product: phosphate transporter 3;2
Exons: 5
Coding region: 150-1241 (363 amino acids)
Biological process (GO): response to salt stress; mitochondrial phosphate ion transmembrane transport
Cellular component (GO): mitochondrial inner membrane
Molecular function (GO): phosphate transmembrane transporter activity; mRNA binding
Source: RefSeq, marked reviewed
GUAAAAAUGACAUUUCAUAACCAAAAACUCAGCACCUAUAAAAACGUCAAAUUAGAUUCCAGCAAAACUCAACCUGACAUUUUUUUCUCUCGAAGAGAAAAGUCGAAAAACCAACAGAAGAAUUUGAAUUUCUCAUCUCCUCUCUCGAAAUGUCUGACUCAAGCAGAUCGCUGAUCCCGAGCUUUCUCUACUCGUCCGAUCAUCGUCUUUUUCAGGCGACGACCAUGAGUACUCACCUUAAAUCACAGCCGUUGAUUUCUCCGACUAAUUCUUCAGUCUCAUCCAACGGUACCAGUUUCGCCAUCGCGACGCCGAAUGAAAAAGUGGAAAUGUACUCGCCGGCGUAUUUCGCGGCGUGUACGGUCGCCGGGAUGCUGAGCUGCGGUAUCACCCACACGGCGAUUACGCCACUUGAUGUCAUCAAAUGCAACAUGCAGAUUGAUCCACUGAAGUACAAGAACAUAACUUCAGCUUUCAAGACAACAAUCAAAGAGCAAGGGCUUAAGGGUUUCACCAGAGGCUGGUCACCAACGCUUCUUGGUUACAGUGCCCAAGGAGCUUUUAAAUACGGUCUCUAUGAGUACGCCAAGAAAUACUACUCAGACAUUGUUGGACCAGAAUACGCAGCUAAAUACAAGACCUUGAUUUACCUCGCUGGCUCAGCCUCUGCAGAAAUCGUCGCUGAUGUGGCUCUUUGUCCAAUGGAAGCUGUCAAAGUCAGGGUCCAGACUCAGCCUGGUUUCGCCCGCGGUUUAUCUGAUGGUUUACCAAAGAUCAUCAAAUCCGAAGGCUUCCGCGGGUUACACAAAGGACUUGUUCCUCUCUGGGGACGCCAGAUUCCAUAUACGAUGAUGAAAUUUGCUACUUUUGAAAACACUGUGGAGCUCAUAUACAAGAAAGUGAUGCCUACCCCAAAAGAAGAGUGCUCAAAGCCAGUUCAGCUCGGAGUUAGCUUUGCAGGUGGAUACAUUGCUGGAAUAUUCUGCGCCAUCAUCUCACAUCCUGCAGAUAAUUUGGUGUCUUUCCUCAAUAACUCUAAAGGAGCAACCGUUGCUGAUGCAGUAAAGAGGCUAGGGUUAUGGGGUAUGUUAACCCGUGGCCUUCCUCUUCGCAUUUUCAUGAUAGGAACACUCACUGGAGCGCAGUGGGUUAUCUAUGAUGCUGUCAAAGUUUUAGCUGGAUUGCCAACCACUGGUGGUGCUUCUCCAGCUACUGCGCUUGCUCCAUCUGUAAGUGCAUAAAAUUACAAGAAUAUUCCUCGCGUAGCCGUCACGUUAGAGCAAUAAAAGGGAAACAGAACUACCAGUUAUUUUUCUUAAUUAUUUUGUUUCUGUUGUCUAGUAUAGAACAAAAAUGGUGUUCACUACAUACAUCUAGCUAAUAUGGAAGUCAUUUAAAAUAUCAUUUGCAAUACAAGUAUAGAACCAAUCUAAGAGGGACAACAACUCUUGAGAUGGGCUUACUUGAAAGAUUU